Messenger RNA from Amoebophrya sp. A120, 1388 nucleotides. The record is from the annotation of a GenBank genome assembly. Lineage: Eukaryota; Dinophyceae; Syndiniales; Amoebophryaceae.
CUCGCCUUCAAAAAAGAACCGGCGACAAGCACGAAUUUUUGAUUCGCUUACCGAUUCGGGCUUGCGCCGCCAGAUCAAAAGAACAGCCCCAAACGCGUACUCCUGCAGCUGGAACUGGACUUCCUGCUUCAUCUACUUCUUCCCCGUACUACCACCAGGGCAUGUGCAGCUAUUUCGACGGAAAAUGUAACCAUCCCAGCAUUGCAGAAGGCCCGGGCUGCCAGGAUGACCUGGGGAAGGUCGAGUAUACCGCGAAACGAGCGGAGCUCAUGACCAAGAUCGCUGAUGCGAAUUCAAAUUCUACUUCUGGACGAAAUACGGACUACGUGUUGGAACUGAAAACCAAAGCAGCAGCACCGGCUUCUUGUCUGCAAGUGGUGAAAACCCCUGUGGGCAGCGGCGGCGCUCAUUUGCAGCAGCAAAAACUCUCCGACGACCAGAAAUACCUCGCCACUUUCGCGUGGCUCGCGGGAUACAGCAUUUUGGUCACGCACAGCAGCGGCACAGGGGCCGAGGAAGGUCAAAUAACUACACAGCCGGGAUCAGGAUCAACACAAGCUCAAGCUGCAGAAGAACAAAGGCACGCGAUCUCCCACCGCCCUGACAGUCCGGCAUUGCUGCAAAACCAGGAAAGAACAGAAGUGGAAGAAGCGCUUCAACAAAAAGCCAAGUCGCUCAAGAAGGUUAUCGACAGCAAAUUUAAACACAUGAACGAGGAAGAUGGAAAGCUUCUGACAGAGCAACAGCAGAGGAGAGCAGGAGGACAAACACCCACCAUUUCCAAAAUUGAGGAGCAGUUUGCACAAAUGGCAGUAUCUUCAAAAGAGCGUGGUCGGGACGGCCCUCUCGUCGAAGUAGAAGAUGAUUUGUCCCAAAUCGCUCCAGAAGUGGUUUUCGAAAUCAAGGCGAUUCUUCUGCGAGAAGUAGGGCACGAGACUCCCAUGCCGAACAUCACAGUUGUCGGGGGGCCUGCAGAUGUUGCACCAGAUCAUCCUUCUCCGCAAGUGCUGAGAACUGCAAGUGCAACUGAAACCCAGAAAAAUGCCAUUCCCUUUUUGGAACAAAAGUUUUCUUCUCUGUCGCUCGUCGCGGGUGGGUCGAAGAGGCAAAUUGAAAAGCAUUUGAACCAAGUUGAAGAGUUUUGGGUGAAACUGCGGGACAACUUUGUGUUGAAAGAUAUAAUUCCAACGAGACCCCCUGCGCCGACGUCUUCUCCAGCAGCCGAAGCGACAUUUUUCGCCAAUGUGAAGAGAACGCGACUUUUAGCCUUGCUUUCCUUACUCCGGGUAUUGCGCUGGACCUGGCCGGAGUGUGGUUCCCCUUCGGUGACAGUCCUGACUGAGACUGCCGGUCCGGAGCAAAGAGACAGACAAAAACUGGCAAAGGAC